Molecule: messenger RNA, 1772 nt
Organism: Venturia canescens
Lineage: Eukaryota; Metazoa; Arthropoda; Insecta; Hymenoptera; Ichneumonidae
Product: probable serine hydrolase
Exons: 5
Coding region: 144-1106 (320 amino acids)
Source: RefSeq, a predicted model, not a curated record
GCAUCCUCAAUGACAGUCACUGUUAUAUCGCGUAUCGCGCGCAUGGCGUUGAUGGUGCAUUAACUUUGCGCAUUUGUCAUAGAAAAGAAAUUUUUUUUUUCAUUGAGAAACAAUCGAAUAAUAUACGAUUAAAGUCUCAAAUUAUGGAAUCGAACAGUAGCUAUGAAAAACUGAACCGUCGUUCGAGCACGACAAACGGACGCGACAUCGUCCACGAUGCAGAGGACAUUCAAAUCCCUGUACCAUGGGGACACAUCUCUGGUAAAUGGUGGGGUCCAAAAGACGUACAACCGAUAAUCGUGUUACACGGUCGUCAGGAUAAUGCAGGAAGCUUCGAUGCUCUCAUGCCAUUGUUGCCGAACCAUAUGUCAUUUCUAUGCAUGGAUCUUCCUGGCCAUGGUUUUUCAUCGCAUCUACCAAAGGGCUCCUUCUAUUAUGUUCAUUGGGAUGGAGUACUAUUGCUUCGUAGAAUCGUGAAUUAUUUUAAAUGGAACAAGAUUACAAUUCUUGGCCACUCGCUCGGUGGUGCUAUAGGUUUUCUCUACGCGGCCGCGUAUCCCGAUGAAGUUGAUGCGCUAAUUAGCAUCGACAUUGCGACCCCAAGCGCACGAGACCCGACACGAACUGUUGGUGCGAGCGGCGAUCACAUCGAUCGUUUUCUCAAGUACGAAAAUUUAACACCCGACAAUGUUCCUUGCUACGAGUACGAAGAAAUGAUCAACAUCGUCGAGGACGGCUAUAAGGGCUCGAUCACACGAAGGAGCGCUGAAAUUUUGAUGAUCCGAGGAAUGCAACCAGCCCCUACUCCUGGACGUCAUUAUUUCUCUCGUGAUCCUCGAUUGAAGACAUCGAUGCUGGGUAUGCUGUCGAUGGACCUCGUGUUAUCGUACGCAUCGCAAAUAAAAUGUUCAUACUUGAACAUUCGUGCGGUUCCAGGCCUUAAAUUCGACAAUCCAGAGAAUUAUGGAAAGGUUCUAGACAAAAUAAAAGAAACUUCGAGAAGAUUCGAAUAUCGGGAAGUGGAAGGAUCUCAUCACGUGCAUCUCAACGAGCCCGAAAAAGUCGCUCCGAUCAUAGAGGAAUUUUUCAAAAAUAAGGAAAAAUAAAAAUGAUUUUUGCAGCAAUACGCUUUGCAAAGGCUGCGAUAACCAUGUAGUAAAUUGAUCAUUUAUUCUAGGAAUAAAGAACAAACUGAUAGCCUGCUCAUUGUAAACUCAUGGCGAAGCCAAUUGUUCUCGUGGCUUUGAAAUUAUAAACUUUGGAGGAUUUAUUAUUUUGUUAAAAUACAUUUGAUAAAAUGGCUGUUUGUUCGAAAAAAAGAAUUUAUUAUUAUUAUUUAAAUAAUGAGGAUGGGAAAUAAAUAAAGCAAAUUUAUCUUUUCGAUUGAACAGUAACCUUGGUACAACGAAAAUUAGAGCUCUAGAUAAGACUAAACAACAAUAGUUGAACUCAAUUUUCAUCUGAAUUCUCGAACAAUACAACAACGGAGAACAAUGUAAAAAAACUGUAUAUUUAUGGAUUUAACAUCAAAGUAGAGAAUUGUUUUUGAGUGAAAACAUCGAUCAUAAAAAAAUUGUAUUCCAGGCACGUUUUCUUCCUUUAUGAUUUACCUAGCGAGUAAGAUAAUGUAUUUGUGUUAGCAAUUCCUAAAGACGUGACAAAGAAAAAGGGUAGAAAGAAAGAGAAACGAUGAGAACGUACCGGUUGUGCACUUAUGCAGCGUAGCUAGGAAGUGAUAAACGGUUGGGAAAUAAAGAUUAUUCGCUAUCGGA